AUGGCCAUAUUCCCCCCUGCUCUCUCAAGAACUACCACUGCCGUGGCUGCAUGCUGUGAUCGUCAGCCUGAUAUGUUCACUUACUGUUUGUUUGCAGACCUCGACUUAACGCCCACGGAGGGCAGCUGCGACAGCGACAAAUACUUCACGAUUCCCCGUAACAACAGCGACAUGGUCAGUGCCUACAAGGCUGAAGUAGCCACUAAGCGGCCUGCGUCCACAGCAGGCCUUCCUGUGUCCAAACCACCAGCUUCAGGGGCUUCAAGAAGAUCCAGUGGUUCCAAACCCCCGCCACCAGUCAGAAGGUCUUCGUCUGUAUCGACAGGCUCUGUUGGGCUGCCACCAACAAUGCACAUGCUGCGGUCUUCUCCCUCUAAACAAGCGCUGCCAAGUUCCCCAGGACAGCAGUCACCCCAGCAAGCACAACCCCAGCAGAUACUAACCCAACAACAAAUACAACAACAACAGCAGCAACAGCUGUUGUUGAAACAACAGUUGCAGCAGCAGCAACAGUUGUUACAACAGCAACUGCAGUCACCAAGUGGUUCGUCACCGCAAGUUCAGUUGCGCCACCCCAAGACUACAGCACCUAACUCCCUACAACAAGUAUCAUCACAGUCACAACAUGCACAACAGCAGCAGCCUCAACAACAGCCUUCCCCGGCGUCGCCAAUGAAACUACCCCAGCAGGACCCACCUAUGCAAAGGUCUCCUGUGACGAAACAUACUCGCAAUACGGAUAGCCCCCCAAACCCCAUGCUUCUGCGGGACACUGAUCUCGGGCCAAACAGUGGCAUUACUGGUGGUCUUGGCCUGCACUACGCCAGUUCACGGACAAACAGUGCCAAAGUGGUUAUUGAUUAUGCUACACCUGAGGUUUCUAAGCCCAUAAAGGCACCUCUAUCAGCGGCUCGACCCCCGGCGUCCCCAUCCCCCUCGGUGUCGAACACGCCCACUCCAGAAAGUACCAGAAGAUCCAGCGUUAUUGACACUUUUAGUGCAAAAGGUAAAUUGGAGAGGCCGUUGUCGAGGGACGGAGGUGGUGAGGAGGAGACUGAUGACCGGGGCUUUCAGCUGCCGCCACCUCCCACCGAGGAGGAGUUGGCCGCCAUGGGGGUCGCUCCGCAUCCCCAGAAUAUACCUAUGAACACGGUAUUGUCUGAGAUGAAGACUGCUCAAAGAUUGCGUAGACUUUCUACAGACAAUUCAGAGUGCUAA
Messenger RNA from Acanthosepion pharaonis, 1218 nucleotides. The record is from the annotation of a GenBank genome assembly. NCBI's taxonomy places the organism in Eukaryota, Metazoa, Mollusca, Cephalopoda, Sepiida, Sepiidae.